AUGGUCGGGACUCGGAGCAGCUUCACGGAGAGGGGCCAUGCGUUGGAGGGAAUGGUUGGCGCCCUUGUCACCUCGCCUUGCUUUCUGGCAGUGAUAUAUCUGCAACCAGAUGAGUUUUAUCCUAAGAAGAGCCUCGACAAGAUCUGCACCAACGUAUGCGGCUCUGCUCUUGCCUCGUGGAAGAGCACCAUCGCCAGCAGCUGCGCGGAUGAUCAUUUCCCCGGCUUCAAUAAGGAGGAUGGGGAGAUGCCCCUUGGGGCCAUACCUGACGCUAUCAAAUUCACGUACGACCUGACUUGUCUGAAAGAAGGAUCGCGCUACUGCAACAACGCCGCUGCUUCCUUGGCCGCCAACGGCGACCCCGAUGCUGCGCAUUUGCCAGGCGGUUUGCCUGGGAGUGGCGAUUGGGGUGGGCAAAACGUGACUAGCAACUGUGAUCAGUGCAUCGUGUCACUUCUUCGCUUCCGUGCCUCUUCGCCGUAUUAUGGCGGGCCCGUGUUACGAUCGUCGUCCGUGUAUGAAUCCAGAACAUCAAGUUGCAAGAUAGCAGGGCCCACGCCAAGCGCCUCGCCGACGUCCUCCUGCGCUGGCACGACGUAUACGAUCAAGCCGGGAGAUACUUGCGACUCGGUCUCGCUAGAUCAGGGUAUUGGCACAGAGUGGCUCAUCAACGACAAUGACUUAUUUUCGUUCUGUCGUGACUUUCCGAAGAGCGGUAAGCUUUGCCUAGAGAACAAGUGUACCGUGCAUACAGUUGGCGAAGAAGAGACAUGCAAAUCCAUUGCGAAAGAGUAUAAAAUCACAGAAGCUCAGCUUUACGCCUGGAACCCGUCUAUCAACGCCGGUUGUUUCAACUUGAAAGCUAUGGUUGACACCCAGAUCUGUGUUUCAAAGCCAGGAAAGGCCUACGUCUCACCGAUCCAGACAGACGUGCCGUCGUCAUCGCCAACCGGGGCCGUUGAAGUGCCGGACGAUAUCGCACAGAAAACAACGAAACACUGUGGUCGAUAUCACAAGGCCAUUGUUGGAGACUUCUGCAACCAGCUCAUUAUGAAAUAUUCCAUCUCUCUCGAUGACUUCCGGUUCCUCAACCCAGCCAUCAACGAGAAUUGCACCAACCUUUUCGCGGAGGAGUCGUAUUGCGUAAAGGCCGCGGGUGACAUAAAUACCUACUCUGGUAGGCCGGGAUACGUAUCCUACUCUCUGACAAACCUCAUGGCCAGCUCGGUUAAGGAUGCGGCAACCGAGCUGCCAAGCGUCAAAUGGUCAUCUCCUGCUACCGAAGCGACGGACCUUCCACUUGCGACCGGGACGCGUGAUGACUGUGCCAGCUACAUUGACGGGGAUGAAUUCCAAAGAGAUUUGAGUGGCAUGCUCGUAAACUCCAAUUGCCAGCUGGUCGCGAAUGUCUGGGACGUGAGCCUGGAGGAUUUGGAAGAUGGCAUGUCUGAAAACUGUACGGUUACGGUUGACGUGGAUACGGAUGGCGACCCUACUUGCCAGCAGAUUCUUGAUAGUUGGGAGCUCAGCAUUGCUCAAUUCUACAAGUGGAACCCCAGCGUUAAAUCAGACUGCGGAGCCGGCGAUUCAUGUGGGGAUAUCGAAAAGGAAUACUCCAUCUCACACAAAGAGUUCCUCGAGUGGAAUCCGACCGUGUCCGAAGACUGCUCCAAAGGCUUCUGGGGCGGAUACGCCUACUGCGUGGCAGUGGAAUCAGGGACAAAACGCACCGUCCCGUCGACAUCUACCACGUCGCCACCGGCGACAACUACGCCUCCCAAAGCGCCGGAACCGCACCAAGCCGGCAACGCCAUCUCGACGUGCAAUAAGUAUGCUCAGGCUAAGCCCGGUGAUUGGUGCUCAAAGUUUGCAGACGACAAUAAAAUUUCUACUUCGAACCUCUACGCUUGGAACAUGGCUCUUGGGAAGGACGGAAGCAAUUGUGGAACCAGGUUCUGGGCAAGCUACUGGUACUGCGUUGGGGUCUCUAAGUAA
Messenger RNA from Parascedosporium putredinis, 1995 nucleotides. The record is from the annotation of a GenBank genome assembly. NCBI's taxonomy places the organism in Eukaryota, Fungi, Ascomycota, Sordariomycetes, Microascales, Microascaceae.